AUGAAGUUCGUUGCAGGAGGUGCCCCAGCACCAGCUCCAACUCCAAGCGGAUACAAGAAGACGGUAAUAUUCAUUAAGAAGGACACUAAUCAGGGCCAGAAUCUCUUCAUCCGUGGCGGUGUCAGUCAUGCUAACAAAGACGUCUGCUCCCCUGGUCCCUACCAACAGGGCACUGAUUCGUGCGCUGUUCCUAUUGUGCACAACACGACUGUACCAUUCGUCUAUGCCGAGUAUCUAUCAUGGAGUCAAGGCGAUCAGUACCUCGAUUUCGAGGGGGCUGAAGAACGACAAGGAACCCACGAUGGCGAUGUACCCUUUGGAACUCCACUGGCCUAUUCAACAAACGACAAAACUGCGGUGGAAUAUCAACCUUAUAACAAAUACGGAGCUGGUUACUGGAUGGUGCAAUUACUUGUCGAUUGCAAUAAGGCCGAUCAGGGCUGGUUUGAGCUGAAGGGAUACCUUUCGCCAUCAGUUGGUUGGGAACAAGACAUCAGUCAGAAGACGUGCACCGGUGCAGUAGGUGGAACCGCUCCAUUCUCAUCGAAAAAUCAUAUUGCCAAAUGUGGCGCUGUAAAUGUGUUUACAUGGGGUGCUAAUGAUUGUAAAAUAGAUUCUGUUUAA
This is a messenger RNA of Cooperia oncophora, 624 nucleotides long. NCBI's taxonomy places the organism in Eukaryota, Metazoa, Nematoda, Chromadorea, Rhabditida, Trichostrongylidae. The record is from the annotation of a GenBank genome assembly.